This is a messenger RNA of Eremothecium sinecaudum, 2121 nucleotides long. It is a transcript of the gene DHR2, whose product is annotated as RNA helicase. The transcript has a single exon. Gene Ontology annotation, cellular component: catalytic step 2 spliceosome; intracellular anatomical structure. The record is from RefSeq and is a predicted model, not a curated record. The coding region runs from base 1 to 2121 and encodes 706 amino acids. Lineage: Eukaryota; Fungi; Ascomycota; Saccharomycetes; Saccharomycetales; Saccharomycetaceae. Gene Ontology annotation, molecular function: ATP binding; RNA binding; ATP hydrolysis activity.
AUGAAAGUACAUCCUUUUAACAAGAGAAUCAGUCCGAAAGUUGUAAGACUUGAGGACAAUGAAAAGUCGUAUGACGACAGUGAUGAUGAGCAUGACCAGCAAUACGUAUCAAAAGCUGCCUUGAAUGCAAAGGCUAAAAGUUUAUUAAGUGUUCGAGAAACGCUUCCAGUUUACCAGAAUAGUGAUGUUAUUUUGGAGCAUAUUAGGGGGAAUAAGGUCACUAUUUUAAUUGGAGAGACGGGUUCCGGUAAAUCAACACAAAUUCCUCAAUUACUUUUACAAGAAGCAACGCGGGGAGGAAUAAAGGGUGCUAUUGCGGUUACCCAGCCCCGUAGGGUUGCAGCUAUAAAUUUGGCUACUAGAGUGGCAGAAGAAUACGGCUGUAACGUGGGGUCAACAGUUGGUUACUCCGUUAGAUUUGAUAAUCGGACCCAUGCUACGAAAACGAAGCUUAAGUACUUGACUGAUGGUAUGCUACUGCGUGAGCUGAUGCUUGAUAGGAAGCUUAAAGAGUACAAAGUGGUCAUGAUUGACGAGGCCCACGAACGGACGAUCCUCACAGAUCUCAUACUGGGAUUUCUGAAGCACCUGUUGUUAACUACGAGGCCGGAUUUAAAGGUUGUGGUGAUGUCUGCAACGUUGCAAGCCGAGAAGUUUAGCCAUUUUUUUGAAAAUGCGCCAAUUUUAUUCGUGGAGGGGCGUAAGUUCCCUGUUGAGACAUUCUAUGUCUCCCAGGCUUGCGAUGAUAUUGUUGAUGCCACUGUGCGUUGUUGCGUACAGCUUAAUAGCGGCGAACAACUGGGUGAUAUCUUGUGCUUUCUUCCAGGCCAGGAGGAAAUUGACAAGGUUGUUGAUAUCCUGAACAAAGUGAGCGAUCAUUUGGGCGCGGGAGUACCGCGUCUAGUCGCGCUGCCUUUGUAUGCUGCGUUGCCACCGGCAGCUCAAACCAAAGUCUUCGAACCUGUCUCAGGGUUCAGGAGGAAAAUCAUCGUUUCAACUAAUAUUGCCGAGACUUCGGUGACAAUUGCAGGAGUUAAGUAUGUUGUAGACAGUGGUCUGCGUAAAUGUAAGGUCUGGAGACAUCAGUUAGGUCUAUCGACCCUGCUCACCGUCCCCAUUUCUAAGGCGAGUGCUGCCCAAAGGUCUGGCCGUGCGGGUAGAGAAAGUGCGGGUAAGUGUUUCCGAAUUUACACAGAACAGGAUUAUGGUAGAUUGCCGGACCAGAGUGAGCCUGAAAUCGCUCGUUGCGAUGUCACUGCUCCAUUGCUGAUGCUCAAGCAACUUGGCGUAGCCGAUCUCGUCAACUGGAAGUGGCUCGAGCACCCUGGCAGGGAUGCUAUCGUCCAAGCACUCCAAGAAUUAUACAUGCUGGGUGCUCUCGACGACGCUGGAAACAUCACUUCUGAUGGGAGGACCAUGGCACUUCUCCCUUUGGCACCACAUCUCAGUCGUGUGCUUAUCGAAGCUCAUAAGAACGGUUGUCUUUCUCCUGUCCUGGAUAUUAUCUCUUGCCUUUCGGUCGAAAAUCUAAUGCUAAACCCGCCCCCAGAAUUGAGAGAUGACAUAAACGCUCGCCGCUUGGCCCAAUGCCCACGCGGCUCAUACUACGGUGACCUGAUCAUGCUGAAGGAGCUCUACGAUCUCUAUGUCCAACUUUCAUCCCCGCACGACCGCAAACACUGGUGUGCGCAGAUGGCAAUCUCCGCAAGAGGAUUCCGCAGCGUCAUCAAAGUUCGUGCCCAACUACAAGGUUACGUUAACUCACUCAAGUGGCACGCGCAAACCACAUCUAUUCCAUUACCAGCAGAUAAAGCGGAGAUCGCAAAUAUUCUGAAGAGCUUUUUAACAGGUUUCCCCAAAAACACAGCAAUUGGAAUGCCCGAUCGCUCCUAUAGAACUACGCUUCAUGGAGAAACAAUUAGUAUUCAUCCAUCGUCUUUAUUGUUUUCCGCUUCUUACUCCGUUUCUCCUAUUAAGGAGUUGCCUUCAUCCCGAGCGCCAGCCAUUUUAUACACGGAGUACGUGUUUACUGUAAAGGGCUACGCUAGGUGUGUUUCACGCCUAGAAUUAGAAUGGCUACAGCAACUUCGUCCGACCGCUCUCUCCAAACAAGCGCUUUGA